AUGAAUCUGCCCUCGUCUCCCUUCCUCACGCCCUGCGCAACCGGCCUCCCCUCGGCCCUCUUCACCUGCGCAUGGCCCACUCUCUUGAGCCGCUCGUCCGACCGGCCCAACGACAACUGCCUCGCCAACCGGCUCGUCAACUCCACCGGUUCCGCCAGUCAAUCGAGUCUGGACGACGCAGUCUUCCCCGCCGUCCCAUUCACGAGUCCUCUUUCGCUCGACUCCUGUCGUCUUGACAACCACUCGUCGACAAGACAGUCACCGUCUGACUUGGCGCCUGCCGCUUUCGCCACACUCCUCUCCACGCCCUGUCUCGACUCGCACCUACCGACACACACACACGCAUCCACUGAGGCCGACUGGAGUCUGGUGAAGACGAUCUCGGCGCUGCCCACCGCCCAGUUGCCCGUCUUACCGGCCGCUCCUCGAGCUCCCCUCCACUCACCUGCCGUCGCCAUGGAUACUCCUCUCUUGCCGAGCACAGAGCAUCCAGCGCCAACGUUUAACGCCUCUUUCCUGGCCGCCACCGCUUUGGCCUGCCUCAACGCCACUUCACCAGCCUCUCCACUCUUUUGCUCCUCCUCCUCCUCCUCCUCCGCUUCCUCCGCUUCCUCCGCUUCCUCCGCCUCCUCCGCCUCGUUUGUGCCGUUUCUACCCUCUCCCGGCGUGUCUCUGUGCCACCCGACUUGUCUGAAACGUCUGCCCUGCCCGCCUGAGGCGUGGCGGCCCGUCGGCCCGAGCCCCGUCGUCGGGGAGGCGGUCCGCGAGACCCUCCUACCCACACAGACAGCCAGACGUGCUGUACCCGCCGCGAGUUUGGCCAACCUGGGAUCUCGUGAUCCUCUCGACUCGGUCGCGUCGUGCGUGCUCGCCAGCCUCGGCUGUACCUCUUUCGCCUCGAGGCUGACUGGCGCUGCCGGCGAUGCGGGAAGACGCCUCCUUCAGGCGGCCAAUCUGCCCGUUUUGCCGGCUUUUUGGCCCCCGCAACCGUUUGUCUCUCCUGACGCCGCAGAGCCAGACGCUCGGGACUCGAACUGUCGGUCGUCAGGGCUGCCGCCGACGGUCGGCCAACGGGCCUGGCGUCCGAUCGUGUCUGCCGGCUCCGGCUCCGGCUCCGAUUGGCCCAGUUGGCCGGUCGAGUCCGUCGGGCCGGUCGGAGAGACGGGGUCGUGUCUGGACGUGGCACGAUCGUGUCUCGAGGCGAGCGGCAGCGGGGACUCGGGCAGCGCGGGCAGAUGCGCCGACUCGAGUGGACCCGUGAGUGUCGGCAGCGGCAUCGGCGGCUGUUGCGAAGGGGCUACCACCACCGAAGAGGACAGUCCUUGCGUUCACCUCCUUUCCGGCCGGGAAGCGGCAGAUCUGUCGUCCGCCAGCACGCCGCUCGACAUUCACGGCGCUGAGGGUAAUUCGAGUUAUGCACAUGCCUACUUACAAUGA
This is a messenger RNA of Protopolystoma xenopodis, 1437 nucleotides long. NCBI's taxonomy places the organism in Eukaryota, Metazoa, Platyhelminthes, Monogenea, Polystomatidea, Polystomatidae. The record is from the annotation of a GenBank genome assembly.